Molecule: messenger RNA, 1956 nt
Organism: Paramisgurnus dabryanus
Lineage: Eukaryota; Metazoa; Chordata; Actinopteri; Cypriniformes; Cobitidae
Product: stonustoxin subunit beta-like
Molecular function (GO): protein binding
Source: RefSeq, a predicted model, not a curated record
GUUCAGUAUGGAGUCAGUAGGAGUGAAUGUGAUAGAAGUUGCUGCUUUAGGGAGACCCUUUCAGCUGGGGAUGCUCUACGACUGCAGGAAAGAUGCUCUCGUGCCAGGAAUCACGUUGUGGGAUGAAGAAAAGCUCAAGCUGAGUAUUCGAUCUCGUCCCCAAAUUAAUACAGAUUUCAAAGUUACAGCUUCAGACUCUAUUGAAGAAAAAUCAAACUUAUUGAACAUUGAGGCCUCUAUGAAAUUGAGUUUGUUGGGUGGAUUGAUCAACGUAACCGGUGCAGCCAAAUAUCUCAAUGACACCAAGAAGUCUUUCAUUCAGCAGAGAUUGACUCUACAUUAUCAUUCAACUACCAGGUUUGAAGAACUGAGCAUGAACCAUUUAGCAUCUGAAAAUAUAGCUCACCAUGAGGUGUUUGAUCACGAUACAGCAACACAUGUGGUGACGGCAGUGCUGUACGGAGCUGACGCCUGCUUUGUGUUCGACAGAGAGGUUUCUUCAGAUGAGGACAAAACUACGGUAGAAGGAGAAGUGAAGGCAGCACAUGAAAAACUCAAAGUCAUAACAGUAGAUGUAGACACAAACCUAAACAUGAAUGAGGUUCAGAAGAAUGCGGUGCAAAAAUUCAGUGUCACUUUCUAUGGUGAUUUUCAGUUGCCGUCUAAUCCAACUUCAUUUGAAGAUGCUUUGAAGGUUUACUCUGAGCUUCCCAAACUGCUGGGAGAAAACAAAGAUCAGGUGGUUCCACUGAGAGUGUGGCUGUAUCCUCUGAGCAAACUUCAGUCAAAAGUUUUAAAUCUUCUGAAGGAAAUCAGCAUUGAUUUAGUCAGUGACAUAGAAUCAGCAUUAGAGAGUUUAAAUACAACUGAGAUGAAAUGCAGUGAUCUUCUGAAAGACUCUCCUGCUUCAGCUUUACCUCCAUUUCAAAAUAAAAUACUGCAGAUGAAGCAGAACUGUAACAAAUACAAGUUGAGUCUCAUGAAGAAACUCGGCUCUCUGUUGCCUCAGAUCCGUGGAGAUAAGAUUGAAGACUCAGCACUGAUUGAUCUACUGAAAGAUCAUCAUGAAUCUCCAUUCAGAGAAAGUGAGCUUGAAGAAUGGCUGAAGGUGAGAGAGAAAGAGUCUGAGAUCAUUAAAACACUGCUCAGACAACUAAUUGAUUCUGGUGCAAAGGUAGAAGACAACCUAGAGGCAAUCUUGAUGGAUCUAGAUGUUAAAAAUGUUGUCAGCUACACAUUCACAUCAUUGGACUGGUCAGAUGUGCUCCUUCCUAAACAAUUGACCUACCUAAGAUCUUCAACAAUGAGAAAUAAAAAUGACCUGGACUCCAAGAAGGAAACAUCAUGGCUCACAGAUGCCAUCCACAAGACUAUGAGGAGCAACUUGGAGAUGUUUAAGAGCUUGAUUGAGUCAAAAGACCGCAAACCAGUCAAGUUUAUUGUGUCAUCAAAACAAAUGGAGGAUCAUCCAGGUUCCUGCAUUCUCCUGUAUGAAGGUGGAUGUGUUGAAGCUGUUUGCUUCACUCCUCCAUCACAGCCGGCUCGUCCAAUCAUAGUAGAGGUUAAAGGUGACAGUGUGGUUAUUGUGAUGCCCUCAACAUGUCCUGCUACAGAGGAACUCAAGUUACUCUACAAAAUAAAUCAAGAGAAGAUCUGGACAUCUCAACCUGUGCUAAAGGACCAACAUACUGUAACUCUGACUGAUCUGAGACCAGGCACUGAAUAUGAGAUUAAAUGUGCAGCGGUGGGGAAACUCAACUACACCACUGAAUCUGAUGUGAUCAGAGUUAAAACUGAGGGGAGGAACCGCCCCUUUAUGGGUGAGUCUGGUUUAUUUAACAGAGCAAAGUGAGUCAAAGUACUCUUUAAAGCAGCUGUACAUGCUUUUAAAUGUCACAAAUGUGACUCUAAUCGCUGGAUUUAAGCUUUUUGCAAUGCCCCAAUAAGCAGAGCAAA